Molecule: messenger RNA, 357 nt
Organism: Colletotrichum karsti
Lineage: Eukaryota; Fungi; Ascomycota; Sordariomycetes; Glomerellales; Glomerellaceae
Exons: 2
Biological process (GO): mitochondrial respiratory chain complex III assembly
Cellular component (GO): mitochondrion; Cbp3p-Cbp6 complex
Molecular function (GO): ribosome binding
Source: RefSeq, a predicted model, not a curated record
CUGACAUGUCCCUCUGCACAGCAAGCCUACAAGCACUUCCAGCGUGCCUUGUCAUUAUGGCCCAAGGAUAACCUGCGCCCCGGGGUCCAGUUCCCCGAAUUCGCCGCCCGGGGUCUCGACAAGAGGUUCGCCAACCCCGCUGUCGACGAGCUGAAGGAGCUCAAGCAGGCCAACGCAUUGUACGCCCUGGCCGACGACAGGUUCAAGAAGCAGUUUCCCUUGAACGGCGAACUGCUUGAGCCCAAGAGCCAGCCUACAUACUUCAACGACUUGCUGAGAGAACUCGAGGAGGCCCCUACGAGAGGCUGGCUGCAGAACAUGUCCAAGAAGCUGAGCGGAAUGUUCAGAUUCCAAUAA